GUACUCAAAGCGUGCCUUUGUGCACCACUAUGUGGGCGAAGGCAUGGAAGAGGGCGAGUUUUCUGAAGCUCGUGAGGACUUGGCCGCUUUGGAGAAGAAAGACUACGAGGAGGUCGGCAUUGAAACAGCUGAGGGCCACUGGGAUUUGCAUUCAGUCUCGACCGAAGUACCGAAGUACGUGGCGUCAACGCCACGGAGGACGAUGCGCACAGACUGGGCACACAGAUGACGAUGCCGAAUUCUUCGCCUGUUUUUGGAAGUCGACUCUGUGCACGGUCGAUUUCCGCUGUCGAAAUGGCCUUUUUCGAUCCCCUGUGAUAUUUGAGUCUUGCCAGGCCCCAAGAUGGAUGCCCCUUUAUAUAAAGCUAAAUAUUAGGAAUCAUAGUGCGUAUUUAACAGCCAUACAACCUCAGAGAUGCAUGUGCUUUGCUUUGUAUUGUGGCCAUAAGAGUGACCGGUUUUCACUGUCAUCAGAAUGCUGA
Molecule: messenger RNA, 482 nt
Organism: Durusdinium trenchii
Lineage: Eukaryota; Dinophyceae; Suessiales; Symbiodiniaceae
Source: the annotation of a GenBank genome assembly